Pseudocercospora fijiensis CIRAD86 is the source of this 606-nucleotide messenger RNA. RefSeq lists its product as uncharacterized. Bases 171 to 413 code for a protein of 80 amino acids. The transcript is spliced from 4 exons. Lineage: Eukaryota; Fungi; Ascomycota; Dothideomycetes; Mycosphaerellales; Mycosphaerellaceae. The record is from RefSeq and is a predicted model, not a curated record.
GGCUUGUACAACACUUCACCUCAUCACAACAAUCGAAAGUUUCAUUCGCUUGACUUUCAGAUCAACCUUUAUUUCACAAUGAAGAGCUUUUUGAUGGUCGCUGGCCUCGCUGGCCUGGCUCUCGCCAACCCAAUUGCAGGCGGUGGUGGCGGCUGGGGACAGUCGUCGGAAUGCGAGACCAAGUACGUGACCAAACUGAGUACAAGACUGCUACGGCCACCGUUAUUGUAUACAAGACUGAGACCGACACUGUUACCUACACUAGGCCAGCCGAGACCAAGACCAAGACCGCCACAGUGACCGACACAAUCACCGAAAAGCCAAUAACUAAGUACAAGACUGAGUACAAGACUAAAACCUACACUGCUCCUUGUACCAAGUCUACAGGCUGGGGCGGAAAGGGCGGCUGGUGAGAGAAGGACGGCAAGGGUUGGUCAACAUUCCUUGAUGUUGAAGUGAUGGAGAUAUUUUUAUGAUAUGAGUUGGAAUGCAUCCCCUCACGGCAGGAAGAACAUGAUCAGACGACAUCCCUUAUGACGCUCUCUCAAGUAGACCUAAUUUGAUUUCACGAAUGUAAAAAUUUAUUCAAAGACAAUUUUGAUAACG